Molecule: messenger RNA, 741 nt
Organism: Polistes canadensis
Lineage: Eukaryota; Metazoa; Arthropoda; Insecta; Hymenoptera; Vespidae
Product: protein FAM133-like
Exons: 3
Coding region: 125-511 (128 amino acids)
Source: RefSeq, a predicted model, not a curated record
ACUCGGUAUUAGACAACAACUCGGUGUUAUUAACAACUUAUCCAAAUUCGUUUUAAUAAUAAAACGUUUGUAUUUGACAAGUACAAAAUCUGAAGUUUUUCUAAUCGCAUAAUCAGCAGCAGAGAUGGCAUCUAAAAAAAUAAGCAAAAAGAUAAGUUCGAGGAGAAAUGCAAUGUGUUGUUCGAGAAAAGAUUGCUACAGCAGCUCUUCGGAAUCGAUCUUACCGGAUACUUCCGAUACGGAUUACGAUUGUUUAGAUUGCUACGAGGAACGUUCACCGUUGCGCAAAACUACUAGAGGAAGGCCCAAAAAGAAGGAUUCCAAAAAGUUGAACAAACUAAAAGACACGAAAAAGAAAGAAAGCAAAUCUAAAACAUCGAAAAACAAACGUAAUUGUUGUAAAGAAUAUUCCUCGUCAUCCUCCUGGAGCUCUUCUUCUUCGUCCGAUUCCUAUACCGAUAGCGAUUGCCAAUGCUCAUCGAGUAAAUCACGGCGUAGGAAGAUGUCAUAAAACUUCCAUUUAUUUCUAAAUUUAGUCUAUUUAUUUAUUUUAUCAAUUUAUUUAUUUCCUAAUGUUUUUUUAUAUUUUGAUAUCGCUGGGCAAAAAAUUCUCUUACAUACGUGUUUAUUUUACUUUGUUGAAACUAUUUAUACCACAAUCGAACUAGAAUUUAGUCAUUUUCAUUUAAGCGAUGUAAAUAUUUCUAUUAAUAAAGAAAAUAAAGUAAUGUGCUUUCCCAA